CAAACAUGAACCUGACCACCUCAACUUCUUCGAUAGAUCAUGAUGUUGCCAAGUAAUCUUUACAGCACAUAUCGCCAAUACAAGCACGACACUGAUGUCGUGGCCUCAUGGCUAGCCCAGACCGGAAAGACACUGGGCUGCACCGCCGAACUCAUCGCUUCCAACUCGGCCUCUCCCGCAAAUCCCAACCUCAAAAGCGGUCGCCUCAAGGGCAAAGCCCGAAAAUCGGCAAAGCUUCAUGCUGCUGCAGAAGCACACUGGCAGGCCAAAGGCCUCUCGGAGAGGCAGAAAUAUGUGCUUGCGCUCAAGAACUUUGUGCCGCUCGCCGAAUUCAUCGGUACCAAGUUGAGUGAGGCAAGGGUCGUUGAGAUUCCGGCCGUUGUUCCGGCUGCUAUUGAGCGCGCCAUCACGGUACGCAAAGGUUUUGCCCGGCUCCUCCAGGAGCAUGGCCGCGCCCUGGAGCUUGAUUCCAACGAAAACCACUCCUACUUCGUCUCAGUCUUAGAGAAGGUUCGACAUAUCCUCGAGCCUUUGUUCAAAGACUCUUGGGUCAGGAGGGCUCUCCCCAAGCUACCCAAGACAACAACUAGCACCAACCCAUUUGAUCUUCUCGAAUUUUAUGAUGCUCCCGAUUUUGACCUCGCAGGAGACUCUAUAGGAAACUCGAGGGAAGCGGCCAAGGGCAAGGAAACCGUCGAUGAGGGCGUCAUUGUUGAUUAUGAAGCUGAAGACUCUGCGUCCUCUCUCGUCGCCUUUGCUACCCUCUUCCGCGAUGUCCGCGCUCUCCGGAUGCAGGUCAGAAGUCUAUGGGCUGCCUAUGCCGAGGGCGAGCUGUCUUUGCCUUCCGUGGCCGUUGCUACAAACACAGCCAUCAAUAUUGCCCGAUUUAUGGAGGAAGAUGCUGCUGAUAGCGUCCGUUUAAACAGAGACAAAAAGACCCCUAAGGACUGGGCAGUGUUUUACUGUCAAAUGGCUACCAGUAGUCAGGGUAUUGAUAUUACCGAGCGCACUCCAGGCUGUGACAUAAAUCUCAGAGCCUUUCCCAUGCUGGACGAGUCCAUGACCAUUGCCUUCAUUCUUCUCGAAGCAUGGAUUAACCAGGCAAGGACGUCAAGCGAGGUGGUGACUUAUAACGGCAAGUUUGGCUGGUAUGAUCAGACGAUCGACUAUGAUUCGGCACCGACGGACGUCAAAUGGCAGCAAGAUAAAGCUGCUUUUUUGGAGGUCGCGCCCCAAUUCGAUCUCAUGGGAAGGUUUAAUACCACUCCGCCAGAUGCCCUCCCGGAAGGAUUGUAUGCCGAUAUGCCCGUUGAGGACGAACUCUUGCGCGGGCUUCGCCUUCUCCUUACCAGAAAAGAGAAGGUUCUACCCUUCUGGCUCGCGUUUGCUACUACCAUUCAUCUUGAUGUACGUCGCAUCCUGGGACGGCAGUCUGAGAAGCCGUUUUGGGCCAUGAUGCGGUACAAUAUGGCUAUCGAUGACAGUAUAACCCAAAAUUUGGAGUAUUACGAGAACUUGACCAUCAAGGGCUGGGAGCAAAUACACGGUGACAGACAACUUAUCAAACUCCAAAACGAGGCGCGCUGGUUCACUGAAAACCCGCUCUACAAAGUUAUCGAGUCCACAGGACUCCUAACCUCCCGUGACAACAAAGAACACACCUUUCUCAAGAUGCAUCCGCUUUUCUGCGGUCUCUGGAUUCACUACAUCCGCACAACCUACCACCUCCUUGCAACCCAAUUCGAGCGUUGUUGGGGCGGGAUCCUCUACACUGGCCAUCUCUACAAUGCCUUAUGUAACGAGGACCUGAUCGACGACGCUGCGAAAUGGGACGACAUGGAUCUCUUCUAUCGUUUGCAAGGUGGUAAAGACAAGUUUUUCGUUGGCGCGGCACCCACAGAGCGGGACAGCUACCACAAACAGCUUUGCAUGAUGAUGGGCUUCUCAGCAACAAGCUUUAUCGCAAGCACCAGAAACAAGACACGGAAGCUCGUGCCCACUAAAGCAGGCCCGCGCUCUCUUGUGGCUCAAGGUAAGGUAUCCUCCAUGUUCCAUAAUCAAUACAGGCCAAGCAUGGAAGGAAUUAAGCUUUCGGUGGAUGAUAUGCAAGCGAUCCUCAACAAGAAAAGCCAGAAUCCACAGAAAACACCUCAGGCCACGCCAUCGCAACUCAUCCACCAACUGGCCCUUGACAUUGAAGCCGAAAUCCCUGAGACUUCAGUCGAUUAUCUUGCAAUGCACAGACAGUGCUGGGACUUUUUGCGCAGUCUCGAAAGCGCCGUGGACCCGUACUUUCGCCGGGUCGCCGGGCCGGGUUGGAUAGAGAGGGAGCAUCAGCUUCCCUUCGUGGUGGGCUACAUAUUCUCUACGGUGCUCGACCCCGUGGGAGGAGAAAGCAAGAUGACAGAGUUUCUGGUCCUUGCCUCCAAAGUGUACAAAGAGGUGGUUGCACCCUAUCGUAAGGACGUGACUUUUCACCUCGAAACUAUUCAGGACUACGACAAAAUGCUUUCUCACCCCGAAGACAGAUUUCUGGGACCUAUGCUGAAUGAGUUAUCUCUUGAAGAACCAGAAGAUGAGGAAUGGGUCGAUUCGGAAUUUGAAGAGUGGAUGGAAGAGGAUAGAGAAAUAGACGCCAUGUGCCGAAAGUUCGACCCGUUAUGGGACGAACCGGAAGAUCGAAGCGGGGCUGACUUCCGACCCAACGAUCCCCCUCUUGACCCCCGUCUCCGAGAGGGAUUCGGCCCGGGGGAAUCGUUCAGAGAUUCAUACGCCGAGCCUGGCGAGCCUGUUACGAUGAGCCUGGAAGCCAUGCAGCGGUGGAUGAGAGUUUCGAGGGCAUUGGAACGGAAGCCCAGUGCGGUCUCGCAAAAAGAUGCAGAGUGGUUGCGACUUGUCCUGAGGAGCCCUGAAUUCCAGAACACGAGGCAAAGAGCUGAUUGAGAACGUCACGCAUGAGUCCAGCAAGAUGCCGGCAGGCUUUAAAUUAGACCACGGCGAGCCAGCUUGUUUCAUAAUGAGAACAUGGCAAUAUCUGAACUGCUCUCACAGUUGAUCAUGAAUUGGGCUACAGCACCCGAACCAGCACCUGUUGAGUGGUUCGUAUCAGGACAGCAUCAGGAGGUCAAACAUGCCUAUAUUCUACAUACUCUAAAUUGGGAGACUACUCGGGUCGUCGGAGCGUCUUUGGAUACGUCAACUCAUCGUUCAUACUUAACAUGAAUCUUUCCGCAAGGGAAAGCCCAGGCAAGGUCGGGGAUAGUGGGAAAUACACGCAUUACAUGGGAGAACGUAGCAAAUGUAAGUAUGUGAAGAAAACAAGGGUCGGAACCAUGUACAUUGAGGUUAUAUAUGCACUUGCUUCAUGGUCUGUAGUAGUCAAUCCAACAAUCCGGUUC
Messenger RNA from Neurospora crassa OR74A, 3398 nucleotides. RefSeq lists its product as hypothetical. The transcript is spliced from 2 exons. Bases 40 to 2943 code for a protein of 967 amino acids. Lineage: Eukaryota; Fungi; Ascomycota; Sordariomycetes; Sordariales; Sordariaceae. The record is from RefSeq and is a predicted model, not a curated record.